Molecule: messenger RNA, 1697 nt
Organism: Hyaena hyaena (striped hyena)
Lineage: Eukaryota; Metazoa; Chordata; Mammalia; Carnivora; Hyaenidae
Gene: ADORA3
Product: adenosine A3 receptor
Exons: 3
Coding region: 289-1245 (318 amino acids)
Biological process (GO): chemical synaptic transmission; G protein-coupled receptor signaling pathway, coupled to cyclic nucleotide second messenger; G protein-coupled adenosine receptor signaling pathway
Cellular component (GO): synapse; dendrite; membrane
Molecular function (GO): neurotransmitter receptor activity; G protein-coupled serotonin receptor activity; G protein-coupled adenosine receptor activity
Source: RefSeq, a predicted model, not a curated record
GGUCACACACUGAUGCUCAGGGCUGAGGCUGUGACGUAGGUACUGUUUCUGGUCUUCCUGAGGGUCCCCUCCACUCCAUCAGGUACCAGAAGGCAUCACACCUGCUCGCACCCAGAGAUCCCUCCCGAGGAGAUCGCCGAACUCUGGGCCCCGAUCACCCAGCAGAAGACUUUGCUGCUACACCCGGACUUCCUAGUGAGGUACCUGGAAAGAAGAGCUUGACUCACCAGGUCCACACGGAUCCUGUCAGCACGACUACUACUUAGGAGGCUCCUUGGGGAGAGCAAGAUGGCUGUCAAUGGCACUGCCCUAUUGUUGGUCAAUGUGACCUACAUCACCGUGGAGAUUCUCAUCGGGCUCUGUGCCAUAGUGGGCAAUGUGCUGGUCAUCUGGGUGGUCAAGCUGAACCCCAGCCUGCAGACCACCACCUUCUAUUUCAUCGUCUCCCUGGCCCUGGCUGACAUUGCUGUUGGGGUGCUGGUCAUGCCUUUGGCCAUUGUCAUCAGCCUGGGCAUCACAAUCCACUUUUAUAACUGCCUUUUCAUGACCUGCCUGCUGCUGAUCUUCACCCACGCCUCCAUCAUGUCCUUGCUCGCCAUUGCUGUGGACCGAUACCUGCGGGUCAAGCUCACGGUCAGAUACAGGAGGCUCACCACUCAAAGAAGAAUAUGGUUGGCCCUGGGCCUUUGCUGGCUGGUGUCAUUCCUGGUGGGACUGACCCCCAUGUUUGGCUGGAACAUGAAACUGACCUCGGAACACUACAGAAAUGUCACCUUCCUUUCAUGCCGGUUCCGUUCAGUCAUGACGAUGGACUACAUGGUCUACUUCAGCUUCUUCACUUGGAUUUUAAUCCCCCUGGUUGUCAUGUGUGCCAUCUAUCUUGACAUAUUCUAUGUCAUCCGGAACAAACUCAAUCAGAGCUUUUCGAGCUCCAAAGAGACAGGCACGUUUUACGGACGGGAGUUCAAGACGGCCAAGUCUCUGUUUCUGGUUCUCUUCCUGUUUGCUUUGUCCUGGUUGCCUUUAUCCAUCAUCAACUGUAUCACCUACUUCCAUGGCGAAGUGCCACAAAUUAUGCUGUACUUGGGCAUUUUGCUCUCCCACGCUAACUCCAUGAUGAACCCUAUUGUCUAUGCUUAUAAAAUAAAGAAGUUCAAAGAAACCUAUGUUUUGAUCUUCAAAACCUGUAUGAUCUGCCAGUCCUCUGAUUCCUUGGACCCAAGCACUGAUCAGACUUCUGGGUAGUGAUCCACGAAAGACCACUCUUUAUCCCAUUGACCUUCGGAUUCAACAUCAGUAAACACUUGAAGACCUCUCCAGUUGAGCCAAGGGCUUUCAUGUCCUUAAUUCCUUCUACUGAGGUGAGGAGCAUUUGACUGGCUGCCUCCAGUUGGAACCCCCUGACACUCCUCUCCAUUAUCCAAUUUUUUCCUUGUCUUUCUUCUGAUUCUAUGUUCUGGACGCCUGACUUGGAGAAAGUAUUCUACUGUUACUACUGCCUCCAGGUUUGGGAAGAAGUCAAGGAAUCUGAAGGAUGCUUUGUUGACUUACUGAUGAAAGGUCCCGAUCUGUCUGGAUAUGUGGAGUGGGGACUCAGCCCCUCUCUGUCGUGGAACUAAGCAGAGAACCUUAUGCCAGCAGAUCCUGCAGAGAUGGUGGGAACAGAGUUUAACAAAGGGGGACUUAAACUGCUGAAU